GGCCAAUGGGAAAGGAGAACGAUGGACGUGAAUAAGGUCUAGUGUCGUUGAGUGUGCCACACAGACAUACUCGGUGGAGGAGUACAAUCCGAAAGAUAAUUUCAGCGAAAUAUGGGAAUAGUUUGGACAUAAUUCAUUCCGUUUUCUGUGAUCUUCAAUCGACAUAUUUGAAUCAUGGUGGUGAAUUCUGUCCAUUGGUUCCGUAGAGGAUUGAGACUAAAGGAUAAUCCAUCUUUACAGGAGGCAUUGGAAGGUGCUGACACGGUUCGUUGUGUUUAUAUUCUGGACCCUUGGUUUGCUGGUUCCGCAAAUGUUGGACUCAAUAGGUGGAGAUUUUUAUUGGAGUCGUUGGAGGACUUGGAUGCAAGCCUUCGAAAACUGAAUUCAAGGUUGUUCGUGGUACGAGGACAACCAACAGAUGUCUUUCCACGUCUAUUCAAGGAAUGGAAUGUCACUCGGCUGACCUUCGAGUAUGACUCAGAGCCCUAUGGUAAGGAGAGAGAUGGCACAAUCCUCAAGAUGGCUCAGGACUUUGGUGUGGAAACGCGCGUUAGGAACUCCCACACACUCUACAACCUGGCCAGGAUUAUUGAGAUGAACAACAGCAUGCCUCCCCUCACCUUUAAACGCUUCCAAGCCAUCGUCCAACGUCUAGAGCUCCCUAAGAAGCCUCUCCCCUCUGUCACCCAGCAACAAAUGGACAGCUGCCCCACAGACAUCUCAGCCAAUCACGAUGAAUGCUACGGAGUCCCCUCCCUUGAAGAACUAGGUUUCAAGACACACUCUUUGGGUCCUGCGACAUGGCGAGGUGGCGAAACAGAGGCUCUAGAGAGACUAAACAAUCAAAUGAACAAAAAGGGCUUUAUUGCACAUUUUCAGCGUCCCACAAUGGGAGCUAGUUCUCUGAUGGCCAGCCCCACGGGGCUCAGUCCCUACCUCCGCUUUGGCUGCCUUUCCUGUCGAGUGCUCUACUACAAGCUCCGAGAGCUUUACAUGAAGGCACGGAAGAACUGCACGCCUCCACUCUCACUAUAUGCCCAACUUAUGUGGCGCGAGUUUUUCUACACGGCCUCCACCAACAACCCCACCUUCGAUCGCAUGGAGGGAAACCCCAUCUGUGUGCAGAUUCCAUGGGACCGGAACCCUGAGGCACUGGCCAAGUGGGCGGAGGGGCAGACAGGCUUCCCCUGGAUCGAUGCCAUCAUGACCCAGCUGAGGCAGGAGGGCUGGAUCCACCACCUGGCCCGGCACGCCGUGGCCUGCUUCCUGACCCGCGGAGACCUGUGGCUGAGCUGGGAGAGUGGCAUGAAGGUUUUUGAAGAGUUGCUCCUGGAUGCAGACUGGAGUAUAAACGCUGGCAGCUGGAUGUGGCUCUCCUGCAGUUCCUUCUUCCAACAGUUCUUCCACUGCUACUGCCCCGUUGGCUUUGGUAGAAGGACGGACCCCAGUGGAGACUACAUCAGGCGGUACAUCCCCAAACUAAGAGACUAUCCCAACCGGUACAUCCAUGAACCAUGGAGUGCCCCAGAAGCGGUACAAAAGGCGGCCAACUGCAUUGUCGGAGUGGACUACCCCAAACCUAUGCUGAACCACGCCCAGUGCAUCCGGCUCAACAUCGAGAGGAUGAAGCAGGUCUACCGACAGAUCUCCAGCUACAAGGGCCUGAGCUUGCUUGGAUCGAUUUCAACAAUCCAGGAAGAGGCAGAGUCAACCAUGACUGAAAGCUCACAGACUCACAGUAGCAUGAGUGACUUGCACAUGCCCUCACUCUCGGGAUGUCAAGGCAAGUCUGCAUUGACGACUCUAAGAGCAUCCCUGCCGCGGAAGAGGAGUCAUCCGACAGAACUGGAACAAGAAUCCAAGAGUUGCAGCCCGACCAAAGUCCAAUGCUGCGUCGGCACAAGUCACAACACCACAAAUCUUUCACAACAAUAACUGACUGUUGGAGACUCAUGUCAAGGACACAAUGCUGGAUGCCCAACUGUAUGGAAGAGCCUCACACCAUCUAUCAUUCUUGCUUUGUUUUUAAUCAACAGCUUAACCUACAACUGAUGACAACAAUGGUGGCAAAACACACAAAUGAAUUAAUAAUUCUUUCAUAAUGAAACUCUAGGUCAAGCUGUUGCAUUCUAUGUAUAUCAUUGAUGUGUUAUUUUAUAGUCUUUGACCUACCGCAACAAUACUUUAAGGGUAAUUUUUAUAGUGAAUUACCAGCGGUAAUAGGACUGUAGAAUGAUUAUUUCUCACAGAUUCUUUAAAAUCCAGAUCUAGUCUGAGUUAAAUUAUCUGUGUUUUUAUUUUCUAAUCAAGAGUUUUUAAAUUGACUCUCCAAAGUCAACUUUUUGUUUUGUGUGUGUCAACCCUCAAACAGGGUGAUUGUUUGCUUCAAGCUUUGUAUGCACAAUAACAGACAUCAUCGUUUGUAACAUCAGAGCUCUGAUGUCAUAAUCUGGGUCUAGAUUGCCCAAAGGCUACGUUUUGUCUCUGACACACAAAGAAUAGGUGUAUCCUAACAGAAAGGGGUUCAGGUUACAAACAGCCAUUGUUUCAGUUCGGUAAAAUGGUACUACAUCUAACCACACAGCAGUUAAAAUGUUUUUAAAAACGGUCCCAUCACCUGUCCUUUAUUAACCAGUUUCAACAUUUUAGGAAAAUCUUCUAAGGAAUGCCAGAGACCAAGUAGGCAUAUUGGCAAUAAAUGAGAAUUGGCUGUAUUCAUAGUAGCAGUUUAAAAAAGCACAUUCUUCCCCUAUCAAAUAAUAUAAGCUUAAUUAUUUUUGAAAGAUUCAUUUUUACCAGCAUGGUUAAACAAAAUAAACAAGCAAAAAAUUGACAGACUUCCUGCCAAUACUUGCAUAUUUUGUGCUGUGCCAAACACAUGAACUCCACCAAUCUCUAUAUAUAACUAGACAGUUAUGUUUUUAAAACCAUAGUAAAUCCAUACAGCUUUACAUGUUUUAUCAUAACCCCCUCACCUCUAUUGCAGUAGGGUUUUCAAAGAUAUGUAGCCUAAGUAAUUCCAAAAUAACACUAAAACCUAUGACACAUUCCAGUCAGACUUUUGCAUGCCCUAUCCUCAGUGUGCUUACACAACACUUUUUCAGAGGAUUUCCCAUACCAUUGUAUACGUAAUAAAGGACUCCUAUCAGGACUUAGCAAAUUUCAAAACAGUGUAAGAUAUGGUUAAUGUCAGAAUGUCUUUACUUGUAAUCAGCUGAAGCAUGUGUGAAUUUAAAUCUGUUUUAGUGUCUUAUUGUAUCAAUGGGUUUAACAAAAAAGACUGCUCUUGUAAAACUGGCACUCCGAGUGAAUAAGUUGUUGUGGAUCUUUUCCCUGACCUGAAAGCCAGAGUUACCAAUAGAACAGUAGCGUUCAUGAAUGAUACUAGACUAAAACCCACACUAAAAUAUGUUUAUUGCCAUUAUGUUAGAUCAGUAACAUUCAAAUUGUCCUCAUCUUCCCAUUGUUCAAACUGGUUUCUCACCUUGUCUUCCACCCUGGGUACAUGUAUGUCAAACAAACGAAACUGUCAGUACAGAUAAAUACAGUAAAUACACAAACCAAGCUUACGUGUCUCGCACGUGUGCCUACCUGAAGAAGGAUGUCUGAAAAAAAAAAUCUGUAAUAACCAGUUCAUUCGCUUUUUUUCAAGCUGUUUCUCAAAUAAUGCUAAUCAACAUAGUUCUGGUCUUACUAGACUAACAUUGACUGUCACUUUAGAAAGUUUGCAAGUGUAUUUUUUAUUUUAUUUAUUCAUGACACAAAAGCCUUAUUUCUUUUUAUUCUGUUGGAGGGGCAGCUUUUGGACUAAUGUGUUUGCAUUAUCGAACAUAAAGAGGGAAACCUAGGUGUAGAAUUAGAUUUUUAUUAAAAAUAAAACAUGCAUCCAUUUGGAAAUGUUUUUCCUCAGUGCAUUGGCAUGGCUGAAGUAAAGCACUCUAUUUAGGCUGUACAAUCAGCACUACAUUUAGAGACCUAUUAUUAUUAUUAUUAUUAUUUAUUUUUAAUUUGUGGAAGAAACUGUUCUCAUGACCUGAACUCGUCACUUAGCUGAGUCUAUUCCAUUCACAAACCCAAAAGUCUAAACCAGGAUGCAAUUCUGUAUUCCAUUCCUAUGUCUAACAUAAUUUCUCCGUAUUGCAUCCUGUAGGUUAUUGUUUGUAUAAUUGUUCAAGGAAGGGAUACAAAUGUGCAUCAAACUUUAUAGGCAUUGUUUACUUCCUCAUGAAGGAAUCAGGCUUUAAAAACAAGUUAGCAUUUAUUUAUUUGUUUUUCUCGAUCAGGCUUUGGAAAACCACUAGUAACUUGUUGAUGUACUUCUUUAUUGCAAGAAAUUUCUUAGCUAACAUCUCAAGCCUCCAGCAGUGUGCAAGACUUGUUAAAGUUUAUUGAGGCAGAUCCAUGCAAGGGCAGAAAUUGUUUUUAAUGCAUGUCAUCAACAAAAGUUCACAUGCUCAACUAACGAUUCAACAUCUUCCAGUUUUCAUCCAGUGUCUCGCUAAAUAAUUGUCUACUUUUACCCCUGUAAUGAUGGCUAUUAAUUUUAUAUUGUUAUUUUUGUUAAAAGAAAUGCAAUCUUAACCAUUGUUUGUCUUUGUUACUAAAUUUGUAAAAGUGUAUUAUAUUAUUCUUUUCCUAAUUAAAUGCUGCUUCAUAUACGUA
Messenger RNA from Osmerus eperlanus (European smelt), 4662 nucleotides. Its product is annotated as cryptochrome-2-like. The record is from RefSeq and is a predicted model, not a curated record. Gene Ontology annotation, biological process: negative regulation of DNA-templated transcription; entrainment of circadian clock by photoperiod; circadian regulation of gene expression. The transcript has 12 exons. Gene Ontology annotation, molecular function: FAD binding; DNA binding. Gene Ontology annotation, cellular component: nucleus; cytoplasm. Bases 175 to 1935 code for a protein of 586 amino acids. Lineage: Eukaryota; Metazoa; Chordata; Actinopteri; Osmeriformes; Osmeridae.